Molecule: messenger RNA, 613 nt
Organism: Desarmillaria tabescens
Lineage: Eukaryota; Fungi; Basidiomycota; Agaricomycetes; Agaricales; Physalacriaceae
Exons: 4
Coding region: 66-287 (73 amino acids)
Source: RefSeq, a predicted model, not a curated record
AAUCGCUGUUCCCAAAUUGAAAGAAGGCACCUUCGCGUCUCUCCCUUCACUGCCGCGUAAUCAUGAUGCGGGGACCGAUUCCUCGAUAUGAGAUUCUGGACCACUCGAAGGCGAUCAAGGACUGUGGUAUUCUGAAUUGGGAGAUUCUGUAUUUCCAGUUCCGGGAUGAAGCGACUGGCGACCUGCAACCUGUGGCGUUCAUCCAGCCGCCGACUUUUGAGGAAGAAGAUAUGCCACCACCGCCAUCUGUAUCUGCAAAUAAGGGGAAGCGGAAAGCAGCAGACUAGCGACUGCACCGAGAGAUCUUGUGGGAUUAGGUGUGGCCUUUCAGAACCUUUCUUUUCACUGUGCUCGACUUCGUGGUCUGCCCUGCUGUUUGUGUAUCCAUUCUGCAUAACAUCGUUGAUCAUCACUCGAAUUUGUACAACUAAAAACUUUACCAAGUACAAAGCAUGUGUACAUUGUAAUUAUCAUACACUUAGAUUUGACUACCACCAAUCUACUUCGCAUUUGAUAGAUAAAAUUCGGUCGUCCGUUGUGUGAGGAUGGGUUGGCAGAUUCUCCUACCAGCGCCAGACUCAGGCUCAGACUAAUGUCAGACUUUCAAGGAGAC